AUGAGCGCGGCCCCGGGCACCUCCCGCGCCCCCCAGCCGCUGCUCCGCUUCCCCGAGGGGGCGGGCGGGCCGGGCGGCGGGCGGACGGCGGGGGGAGGUGGCGGCCCGGGGCCGUGCCCCUGCCCCUGCCCGGGGGGGCCGCGGAAGCGGCGGCGGACCACGUUCAGCCGGGGGCAGCUGUCGGAGCUGGAGCGGGCCUUCGCCGCAGUGCCCUACCCAGACAUCGCCACCCGGGAGCGCCUGGCCGAGCUCACCCAGCUGCCCGAGGCCAAGAUUCAGGUCUGGUUCCAGAAUCGCCGCGCCCGCAGGAUCCGCAGCGCCAAACCGGAGCCUCCGCCGCUACCGCCGCUGCCGCCUCCCGGGGAGCGGGGUCCCCCAGCGGCACCCCCCGACGGCAGCACUCCGGGCCCGGCCCCUGCCCUGCCGCCGCCGGGAGCCCGCAGCCCCGCUCGGGGCCUCCCCACCUCGCUGGGCUCCAUCUCCGACCUCAUCUACAGCGCGGCCAUCACCAACCUGGGCGAGCUGUAGCCAUGGUGGGGACCUCCUGGGCACUGGGGACCCCCAUGGCAUCGCGGCCCCCGCGGAUUAGCGCCACGAUUUCAUUAGGGUGUGGAAUUACUGCCGGUCCCGAAGGUCCCGAGGAUGUCAUCCAAUAUCCUAAAUGCCGGUGCGGCUGCAGCGGGGGCAGCUCCCCAUCAGCCCCCUAAUACCGACUAAUCUUUUGGAAAAAAAUACCUUAAUCUGGGGCCGUAUCCACGGAUGAUUGUGGUGCAGCCGCCCCUAAUCCGCAGGCACGUUCGCAGGUGCCGGCAGAUCUCCCCGUAUCGGAUAUUAAACUGUGUUUCCACAGGG
This is a messenger RNA of Chiroxiphia lanceolata (lance-tailed manakin), 852 nucleotides long. It is a transcript of the gene SEBOX, whose product is annotated as SEBOX homeobox. NCBI's taxonomy places the organism in Eukaryota, Metazoa, Chordata, Aves, Passeriformes, Pipridae. Gene Ontology annotation, molecular function: DNA binding. The transcript has 2 exons. The record is from RefSeq and is a predicted model, not a curated record. The coding region runs from base 1 to 528 and encodes 175 amino acids.